Messenger RNA from Neurospora crassa OR74A, 1920 nucleotides. It is a transcript of the gene ars-1, whose product is annotated as arylsulfatase. NCBI's taxonomy places the organism in Eukaryota, Fungi, Ascomycota, Sordariomycetes, Sordariales, Sordariaceae. The record is from RefSeq and is a predicted model, not a curated record. Gene Ontology annotation, molecular function: N-acetylglucosamine-6-sulfatase activity; glycosaminoglycan binding; arylsulfatase activity. Bases 1 to 1920 code for a protein of 639 amino acids. The transcript is spliced from 3 exons. Gene Ontology annotation, biological process: phenol-containing compound metabolic process.
AUGCGCUUUUCGGUGGUAACUCUCGCAGCAGGCGUACCACUAUCAACCGCUUUUGCCGUAGACAGCGGACAAAAAUCUCUAGGCUUCGAACAUAAACCAAAGGGGACGACAACGGAAGGGGAAAAGAAGAGCCCAAAUAUCGUCUUCAUUCUUACCGACGACCAAGACUUGCAUUUACAGUCGCUCGACUAUCUUCCCCUGCUCAAAAAAUACUUGGCCGAUGAAGGUACUACAUACAAACGUCACUACUGUACAACGGCCAUCUGCUGCCCUGCCCGAGUUUCUCUGUGGACCGGAAAACAAGCCCACAACACCAACGUCACGGACGUAUCACCGCCAUAUGGUGGAUACCCCAAGUUCAUCAGUCAAGGCUUCAACGAAGCCUAUCUGCCAGUCUGGCUCCAAAAAGCUGGCUACGAUACCUACUACACCGGCAAGCUUUUCAACGCCCACACCGUUGAUAACUACGAUGCCCCUUACAUAGCCGGUUGGAACGGCUCCGACUUUCUUUUGGACCCUUACACUUACUCGUACCUCAACGCCACCUUCCAACGCAACCGUGAUCCCCCGAUUAGUUACGAAGGCCAAUACUCAGUCGACGUCCUCGCCGAGAAGGCCUACGGAUUUCUCGACGAGGCCGCCAAAAACGUCCACAACCGGCCCUUCUUCCUCGGCAUUGCCCCCAUCGCCCCUCACAGCAACGUCGAGCCGCGCUUCCCUUCCUCUUCCUCUUCCUCCUCCUCCUCAGACUCAGCUACCCUCCACCGCCGUCCAACCAACGAACACGACGACAUUGAAAAAUCCGUCUCCUUCACGCCUCCCAUUCCCGCCGCCCGACACGCCCACCUUUUCCCAGAUGUCAUCGUCCCGCGCACUCCCCACUUCAACCCCUCUUCGCGCGCCUCGGGCGUGUCUUGGAUUGCUCGCUUGCCGCACCAGAGCGCCGAGAACGUAGCCUUCAACGAUCACUUUUACCGGCAGCGGCUGCGCGCGCUGCAAUCGGUCGACGAGCUGGUCGCAGGCGUCGUGGCGCGGCUGGAGCGCCAUGGGUUGUUGGAGAACACGUACGUCUUUUACACGGCUGAUAACGGAUACCAUAUUGGUCAGCACCGGCUCCAGCCGGGGAAGGAGUGCGGGUUCGAAGAGGACAUUAAUGUCCCGUUGAUUGUGAGGGGACCGGGCGUGAAGAAGGGGGAGGUAGCGGAGGUGGUGACGAGUCAUGUGGAUCUGGCGCCUACGGUUCUGAAGUUGGCUGGGGCUUUGGGUGACAAGGAAAGCAAAGAAGAAGAAGAAGAAGAAGAAUAUGGGCUGGAUGGAGAGGCGAUCCCGCUUACCGCCGAGGACCUGGCUCAAGCGAAGGCGAAGGGAAAAAGACAUGAGCAUGUCACGGUUGAGUAUUGGGGGUUUGCGGUCUCGGAGGGCCGAGUUUUUGAAAAGGACGCGACGAGGUACUGGACGAACAAUACGUACAAGGCCGUAAAAAUCUUGGGCGAAAGGUAUAAUAUGUACUACUCUGUCUGGUGUAGUGGUGAACAUGAGCUGUACGAUCUUCAGACCGAUCGUUACCAGCUCAAUAACAUUCUUGACUCUUCGUCGCUUGUCACUGGGAAAACGCCGGCGACUCUUCUUGGGGUACCAGUCCAGAAAGUCGUUGCCCGACUUGAUUCGCUCCUCUUUGUCCUCAAGUCGUGUAAAGGAAAGACGUGUAUCCGACCAUGGGAGGCUCUACACCCGGCUGGGAAUGUGCAGAACUUACAUGAUGCUCUUUCGAGUAGGUUCGAUUCCUUUUACGAAAAAGAGCAGAAAAGGGUAGAGUUUGACCGGUGCGAGAGGGGAUACAUCGUUGAGGCCGAAGGUCCGCAGUUUGAAACGGACGGGUUAGUAUACCGGGAUGGACAUCGAUGGGAUCAGUGGGUUUGA